Molecule: messenger RNA, 1015 nt
Organism: Branchiostoma belcheri (Belcher's lancelet)
Lineage: Eukaryota; Metazoa; Chordata; Leptocardii; Amphioxiformes; Branchiostomatidae
Product: sarcosine/dimethylglycine N-methyltransferase-like
Exons: 7
Coding region: 72-887 (271 amino acids)
Source: RefSeq, a predicted model, not a curated record
CUGUGGUUUGAUUAAUGUUUGUUGUCCCUGUUUGUGUGUUAUACGGUACGAAACCACUCUGCUUAUAAACCAUGGAUGAAAUCAAGUCCAUGCAGCUCUAUUCUCAUGUAGGGAGAAUUUACAACGAACUGAAAGAGUUGGGUUACGGAGACACCGACGACUUGAAGGUUGAAGACGUCAGCAGGUUCGACAGUCUUCACUACCACGGCGUGGAGGCGGUGGACAAGGCCAUCCAACGGUUUAACAUAGGCGCAGACACCCGCGUGUUGGAUGUGGGGUCGGGGAUCGGCGGGCCGGCGCGAUACCUGGCCUGGAGGACGGGAUGUCACGUGACUGCUCUUGAGCUUCAGCGCGACCAUCAUGAGACAGGGGAGGUCCUGACUGCCAGAUGUGGCCUGGGCGAGAGGGUCAAACAUGUGUGUGGGGACGUCAUGGACAUAGACCUCGGGCACGGCAGCUAUGACUUGGUGACCAGUUGGCUGGUGUUCUGUCACAUACCGGAUAAGAAAAAGGUCAGCGAGCGGUGUCUACAGCACCUCAAACCGGGCGGAAAUAUGCUUGUGGAAGAUCUUUUUGCCCUGGGAGACUUGUCGGAGGUAUCGGAAGACAUCGGGGUCAACUACUUCGAUCUUGCUAAUCUCCAAGACUACAAACAACAGAUCGAAGAUGCCGGUUUUGUCAACGUCCAGGUAGAAGACUUGACAGCAGACUGGAAAGACUACGUCCAGGACCGUCUGAAGACCUUCGUCUCAUCGGAGGAUCGUCACGUGCGCGUGCACGGCCGGCCCACGUACCAGGCUCUGCAUAGCUUCUACAGCUCGAUAGUCAGGCUGUUCACUAGCGGCCGUGUGGGGGGAGGCCGGAUCUCUGCUACUAAACCGGCAUGACUUAGCAUAUACAUUUCUAUACUAGUUAGAUAAAUAAUUAAAAACGCUAUCAUUUAGCUAGAAAUUCAACAUUUGCAAAGCAAAUGCAUCAUGUUUAACUUCGCGUAUGGAUCUGCUCUGAUAAUUCU